AUGUGUCGACCGAUUGUGCUGCUGUGUCUCGCACUGACCUUAGUGACGAGUAUUGAAGGUCACGCAAGGACUUUCACACGCUGCCAGCUGUCCAGAGAACUGCUGCGAUACAACUUUCCAAGAGCUUUAAUAUCUAACUGGGUUUGUUUGAUUGAGCACGCAAGCGGAAGAACAACGGAAAAGGUUACUAAUCACAAUAAUUCCUACACCAGCUUCGGAUUGUUCCAAAUCAACAACAAGGAGUGGUGUAAGAAAGGCAGGAAAGGAGGUCACUGCAGUAUGAAGUGCGAAGACCUCCUGAACGAAGACCUCGCUGAUGACGUACGCUGUGCUAAGCGCAUCUACGACAGAGUUGGAUUUAAGGCCUGGCCUGCCUCUUACGCCUAUUGCAAAGAGAAGAGCCUCCCUGAUCUAUCGAGAUGUUAA
Molecule: messenger RNA, 426 nt
Organism: Melitaea cinxia (Glanville fritillary)
Lineage: Eukaryota; Metazoa; Arthropoda; Insecta; Lepidoptera; Nymphalidae
Gene: Llp1
Product: lysozyme
Exons: 4
Coding region: 1-426 (141 amino acids)
Source: RefSeq, a predicted model, not a curated record